Molecule: messenger RNA, 2765 nt
Organism: Nothoprocta perdicaria
Lineage: Eukaryota; Metazoa; Chordata; Aves; Tinamiformes; Tinamidae
Product: transmembrane protein 68-like
Exons: 7
Coding region: 33-1025 (330 amino acids)
Cellular component (GO): membrane
Molecular function (GO): acyltransferase activity
Source: RefSeq, a predicted model, not a curated record
GGAGCCGGAGCCGCGGCGGCGAGGGGAAGGAGAUGAUAGAUAGAAAUGAAUCCUGUACUGCGGGACAGAUCCCCAUGUCCUACUUUACCUGCCUGGCUUAUUUGCUGAGAGAAUGGACUGGCGUGGAGCACAUCGAGGACUACCUGAGCUACGCAGCCUACCUCCUGUGGCUGUUUUUUCCUCUUAUGGUAGUUUUUCUACUUCCUGGAGUUGUCCUCCUCUUCAUCUACGUUUCCGUUAUCUUUGUUCAUAUUUAUAAAAGGAAGAAGGAAUUAAAGGAAGCUUAUUCCCAUGAUUUUUGGGAUGGUGCAAAGCAAAUGUUGGCUACCCUAUGGGAUGGACAUGCAAGAAUAUGGCAUGGUUAUGAGCUUCAUGGUAUAGAAAAUAUUCCAGAGGGACCAGGGCUUGUUGUGUUUUAUCAUGGAGCAACUCCUGUUGACUAUAUCUAUUUCAUGGCUAAACUUCUUAUACUGCGGAAGAGAACCUGCCACGUAGUAGCUGAUCACUUCGUCUUUAAAUUACCAGGUUUUAAACUGUUACUUGAUGUACUUGGAGUUAUGCAUGGACCAAAAGAAGAAUGUGUGAGUGCUCUGAAGAAGGGCCACCUGGUAGCCAUUUCCCCCGGUGGAGUUCGGGAAGCGCUUUUCAGUGAUGAAACCUAUGUCAUUAUGUGGGGUAACCGAAAGGGCUUUGCUCAGGUGGCCAUUGAUGCAAAAGUGCCCAUCAUUCCUAUGUUUACACAAAAUGUUCGAGAAGGCAUUAGGACAUUAGGAGGAAUAAAAAUAUUUAGGUCACUGUAUGAACAUCUUAGAUUGCCAAUAGUUCCUAUGUAUGGUGGAUUUCCAGUCAAGCUCCGUACGUUUAUUGGCGAUCCUAUUCCAUAUGAACCAAAUGUAACUGCUGAGGAACUAACUGCGAAGGCAAAAGCUGCAGUCCAGUCUCUAAUAGACAAACAUCAGAAAAUACCUGGAAACGUAUUUAGGGCUUUAAUGGAACGAUUUCAUACACGACAAAAAGAAGAUUAAGGUGCUCUGAAUAAACUGCUCUUUAGUUAUAAUGUUCUCAAAGUCAUAUUUGUAACUUAUUAACUCUUCUUAUAACAGAAAUGUAAGUAUAAAAUACUGCCUUAGUGAUACUGCUGUGUAAUUGGUGAUAUAAGACACUUUGCUUUUGCUCUUCCUCUGUUCAACUUCAAGCUCAGGAAGUCAUUCAUAAUGGGACAAAAUUCAUUUUUGACAAAUACAUUCCUUCCUUAAAAGUGUGGGGUUUUGUUUUCUUUGUAAAAAAUGAUACAGCAAGCUUGAAUGUUCAUGAUAUCUUUUAUAUAUAUAUAUAUAUAUAUAUUUUAAAACCUAUGGUUGCUGUUUAAUGUAAGUGUUACCCAUUCUGACUGCAGUCCUGCAGUAGGAGCGUGGCCCCUAGAACUGGGUUGUGCCAGGCCAGACCCCGCAGCUCUUGGGAAUCCUUCCCUUGGGCUGUUUUUCUGGAGCUUCUGGGAGAGAUGGUACGGGCGAGCAGCGAUCCUUCUGUGCAGAACCCUCGGCUGUACGUGGAAAAUCUGGGAAAUUCCUUCCUGUAAGGGGGGAAGUUUUGCUGGGCAUGCUCAGAAGAGUCUGUAGCAGUGGAGACUGAGCAAAACCCUGUGGUGAACGGAGCAGCUCUGUGCCAGAAGUGCUCCCGAGCAGCCGGCUGGAGCCCUGCAGAACAGGGGCUCAUAGAGGCAGAGCCCUGUUCACUGUUUACUGCUGAACAGACUAUUCUCCCACAUACUGAUUGAAUCUGCAGAUUCCCCUUYGACAGAAUGAACCAGGCACUUGUACUUUUGGAAGCGGAAAUGAGGGUCCCAUUUAGUACCAUGCUUCAGUUCAGAAUGCUUUAUUUUGAAGGAAAGAAAAGCAGAAUUAGUACAACUUGUUUCACUUUAAAAAGUAGUAGUUUUGAAAAACAUGGUGGCUCUUCCCARCUACUCUCUAAAUCUAGUGUGUGUGUGCGUGUACACACACGUAAARUCUACUAAACAUCCAUGUUGUUCCAACAGAGUUUUUAUGUAAGUUACUAAAUAGGGUUGAGAGGGUGAGGCUAAACACCUUUCUUAGACAAAAAGCUUUGAAUUGAGCUAAAGCCUGUGCUGUCAUUGUCCAAACAGGAAAUAUCUGAACUAUUUCCUUUGAUUGCCAGCAAAUUUCAUCUGCAGUUCCUAAAUUAACAUCUGGAAACUCUUUAGUUGUGGGAUGAGAUCAGAUUCCUCAAGGAAAGUCAACUAAAAUAAAAAAAAAAACUUUUUUCUUAAUUAGUUGUGUUCAAGUUAUUAUCCUCCAGUCAUUUAGGCACCUGCUUUGCCUUAUACGCCCUCAAUUGUGUAAAUCAGUGGUAUUACAUAAGUGCAUAUGGAUGAUUCCCUACGCUGGAAUAAAAUCACAGUAUGGGGAAGGUUCUAUAAAUUAUGAUUGGCAAUGUCCUCCUCUCCUCSCAAAGUUCACUUAUGUAUCUUUUUAAUAUCCAAAAUAUUUUCUGUGGUGCUAAAGUAAAUGUUUUAAAGCUUGGGAGAAAACUGUGUUUGGUAAAAAGCAAAUGCCCAUUUCCAAGGCUUUUGUUUGCGUGCUUGCUGUUCGUUUUAAUGAUUUGGAUUUUACUGGGAGACAAGAUUUUAUCCUUUGAAGUUGCUGGACCAUAUUUCAAAAAUACUGUGUUAACACAGUAUAUCAUUAAAACAGAGAAUGCCAAAAUACUACAUCUGAGUACAGCCUAAGUAUGACUGUUUUUUU